UAUUGAAACUUAUCUAGACAACUUGUAGUGACAUCUAUUAUCACGGCCAGCAAAAUGUGAUCAGUUUGCCGUGUUAAGCCGCGUGUUCGGCAGACGUCGAAAACACUGUUAUCACUAGAGGGCGAAAGACAGGGCGGGCGGAGCUCUACAUGCGCGCGCAGCGUUACAUAACGCCAGUGGAGCCUUAAGGAGCGCGCGCAGCGGCGGGUGCGGGGCGCGGGGCGAUCGAUGCGCACCCGGGGGGAGUCAGUCGAGCGGCGAGCGAGCGACAUGGCGGCGCGCCCACCCCGCGCGGCGGCCCCGCGGCCCGGGCCGCGCGAGUAGGUCGCCAUGCGCGAUGCGGUAUGAGGCAGCGCCGCGCCCGGCGGGCCGGCCCCCGCUAGCGGCGCCGCCCCCGCCAUGCGAGCGCCGCCGCUGCUGCUGCUGCUGCUGAUGGCGGCCGCGGGCCUGGCCGUGAGUCCGCUCGCGCGCCUCAACCCCUGGCUGAGCGCGUGUGAUCUGGAGGAGGAGGGCGCGAGCGGCGUGCCCGAGUGCGGUGGCACGGCGUGCGGCAGCGGCGGCGGCGCGGCGAAGGUGCUGCAGGCGCGCGACGUGCCGCUCCUGUGCGAGCUGGCAGCAGGUGAACGCGCGCGCCGCCUCGCCGACUUGCGGCUGCGCGCCUGCUGCGAGCGCUCGCCCGCUUCCGCGUUGGACCGGGGCGCCCGCGCUGAGGUCCUCGCCGGCGGUGACCGCUGCGAGAGCACGCUGCACGACCUCCUCCGGCUCGACACAAUGGUCGCGCACGUGCACUGCGAAUUCGUCAACAUCCUUCAUCGCUACGACUGCGAGCAGGCUUAUUCCGUACACACAUGUCAAGACUGCCAGGAGACGUAUCGUCGGUGGGCGUGCAGCACUAUAGUGCCGCUGUGGGUGGAAGAAGGCGGUGAGGAGGGCGGCGAAGAGGGCGGGCGGUCACGGCGGGCGCCGGCCGAGCACGCGGCGCGCUGGCGCGCGCGGCACCUGGAGCGCGUGGGCCACCUGGACCGACGGCGCGGCGGCGGCGUGGUGGGCCGCUGGGUGCGCGCCGCCGCCGCCGGGCCCGGCCGGCCGCUGGCUCGCCUCAAGCCCUGCCUGUCCGUCUGCCAGCUCGUUGAGCAACACUGCCCCUACUUCCUGCCCGCAGACCGCGCGCCAGCGUACCCCACACAAUACGCCGGCGAACCUACCUUUCUAUGCCUAGAUCCCCGAAUACCAGAAACGGGCGCACAGAAGAAUAAGUCCAACUACGGAUGGGACGAGUGCUGCUACUGGUACUGCGAGCAGCGGUUGUGCUACCGCUGCGAGUCGCGGCUGAGCGAGGCGGCGCGGCCCGAGGCCGAGCACUGCGCGCCGGUGGAGGAGCGCCUGUCGACCUGCUCCGUGCCGUACGCAGCGCCGUCCGCCGCGCCGCCUCGCGCGCCGCGUCCGCCUCUGCUCGCCGUCGCGCUCGUGCUGCCGCUCGCCACGCACUUACGGACCCACUGGACAGCCUACAAGCAUCUAGUGAAUGUGCGCGAUUCGAGGUUAUAGUUUUACGUUCAUGUGCGUCGCACCCCCGCGUCUCGCGAUCGUAUGUUUGCGAUCAGAACUUCUACUAGUACUGUAUUAUGAUAAUAAAUUACUGCGCGGUUACGAGUUCAAUGAUGGUCGCGCCUGGCGGGGCGGGGCCGUCGCCGCGCCUCGCGAGUGCGAUGCUCGUACUUACUCUAAGUGAAUAUUUGUGUCCGAAUGCUCGAUACACUCAAAAGUCAAAAAAUAGAAACACCAAAUGUACUCCACUUAUGCAUUUUAUCUCGUAAGCCGAAGUUCCGGCCAGUAUGUUAAUAUUUCAGGCACAAACGAUAUUUUGCUUGAAGUGAAGAUGUUAUAUUUUAAAUAGAGUUUUACAGCAACAUCGUUAAUAGGCACUUUAUACUUUUUAGUUAUUUUUGCUAAACUAGUUUACAUAGAGACAGUAUUUUUAAAAGUUGAAAAAAAAAACGAAAUUUAUCUACGUCAUUUACGAUUUACCGUCAAUGACUCAGUUGAUUUACAACACCAACCUUAUUUUAUAAAUGUUUUAAUUAAUUACAUAUACAUAUUAGGAACAUAUCUGCUACGUGAUUGUAAGCAGAUCCUUACUACUGGGUAACGCGGCUUCACCUACAAUCUGAUGAUACUUCUGCUGGUUUAGAAAUAACUACUGGCCGUAGUUGGUUCCGCGUUGUUCAGUAUGUUUCAUACUCAGAAAAGGAUUUAUUUAUACUUUUUUAUAGGUUGUAAGUAAGCACUAAUACACGGAUGGCACUGUACGUAAAGAACUGAAGAAAAUUAUUUUGCUCAUUGGAACAAUAGAUAGUUGACAGAAGAAUUGGUAUUUUUUUGUGUCAGAAUUUGUUUUGAUAGAUUUGCGAGCCUUCAUUGAAGUAGGUAGUAACGAGUAGGACUCGGAGGCGCGCCGCCGCCGCCGCCGCGAAAGCUGCGCGCCGCCCCGGCUCUGCCGACGCCUAAGUGCUGGUCUAUGAAAAAUAUUGAUUAAACUAAUCUAGGGAUAAUUAAAAGUAGUUGUUGUUUUGUAAGAAGUAAAAAUACGACUAAUAAUACAUAUAAUGCAAGUUGUAUGUAAUAAUAUAUCCGUCUUAUGAACUAUCAUCAUUCAAAUAUUGCCAGAUGUAUCAUGGUUGAUAAUGAUUUUUAUAAUGAAUUGAUUUUUAAUAUAUAUUAUUGUAUAUGUAUAUUAUGUCAAACAUAUGAUAUGGUGUAAAACAAACUUCAUCAGGGAUAUAGUCGUUCGCGUAUGAAGAUCUGAUAACAAUGUUUGUUACUUUUUCUUAUUUUUGAAAAAUAUUAAAAAUAUAGAGGUGUCGUUGAACAUAAUGUGAUCGAUAACAAAAUAUAAAUAAUGGUUAUGAAGACUUUAUUGAAUGGAUAUUUGUUGAAAAUAUUGUCCUCAGGCGGGGAUGUAGUUGUUGUAUUCAAAUGAUAAAUGAUAAUAAUAUUAAGUAAGUUAUUUUUUACGUUUUUUAUCGUGUACAUAUGUCAAAAAAGUUCGUUGUUCCCAAUUCCGUACUUAAUCAAAGUCACUACAAAGGUGCUAAAGGUCUAUUAAUGCUUCUUAGGUGUUUAAUUUGUUACCAACUCCG
This is a messenger RNA of Cydia amplana, 3140 nucleotides long. RefSeq lists its product as uncharacterized. Lineage: Eukaryota; Metazoa; Arthropoda; Insecta; Lepidoptera; Tortricidae. Gene Ontology annotation, biological process: calcium ion import across plasma membrane. Gene Ontology annotation, cellular component: plasma membrane. Gene Ontology annotation, molecular function: stretch-activated, monoatomic cation-selective, calcium channel activity. The coding region runs from base 400 to 1548 and encodes 382 amino acids. The record is from RefSeq and is a predicted model, not a curated record. The transcript is spliced from 3 exons.